Messenger RNA from Cyprinodon variegatus (sheepshead minnow), 1233 nucleotides. RefSeq names its product luc7-like protein 3. The record is from RefSeq and is a predicted model, not a curated record. The annotation marks the transcript as partial. The transcript has a single exon. Lineage: Eukaryota; Metazoa; Chordata; Actinopteri; Cyprinodontiformes; Cyprinodontidae.
CAAGAGGAGGAGGAGGAAGAGGAGAGGAAAAGAAGAAGAAGGAGGAAGGAGGAGAAAAGGGAGAGAAGUCAGACAAAAUUUGACAACCAGGGAAGGAGAACCAGGAGCUUACCCAGGAAUGGAGCCUCUUCCUGGGGGUCCUCCCUGCCAGAGGAGGCGGGGGGCGCAGGGCAAAGCGACAGGAGGAGGAGCCACACCGUCAGCCGCCAUGCAAAGGAUCAUGGGAGCUCUGCCACAGCUCCAAGAGAAGCGUUCUCCUUCCUAAUGCCGAUGAAUGACAACCCUCCGUCUGACAGCGAAUCAGCCGCCAGCUCAGAGAUCCGCCAAUCAUCAGCCGUAGUCAGGGGGGGGGCGCAGGAGAACGGGCCGGGUCUGUGGCUGAAACCCAACCCCCAGAAGCUGAGCCAGGUUCUGACUGGCAGCAGGUUCAGAGGGCGGGAGCUGGCAGACGGGCUUUCUCUCUGAUUGGCCAGCAGUGACGACAUUUUCCUGUUUCUUUGCUAAACUUUUUUUAUUGGCGUUAUAAUAAAGGGCUAAUAUGGUUGGCCUGCUGAGAGAAGGCCCGCCUCUCACUACAUCCUAUUGGACAGGAGCAGAUGAACCAGCCUCUGAUUGGACCUGCAGCUGCUCACCACUCCUCCUGCCUCACUCUCAGCCCUCCAACCAAUCGGUACCUUGGUUACCGUGACAACCAAAACUAUUGCAUGUUUGGUGGAACUGCUUCCUGUUCCUCCAUCAUCAUCAUCAUCAUCAUCAUAACAGUCCUUUAAACUGUAUGCAAACGUCGGCGCUGUCUUGUGACUGUCCUCAGCAUGUGAAUACAACCGGAAUGAGUUUUUUAUUUUUAUAACGUGUAAAUGAUCGCUGACACGAUUACCGAUAUAUUACUGACAUGAUUAGAGAUGAACAGAACCUUACGUGUGAUCUGCCUGCCUGCUUUUAAAAAGACAAACCGAUGAUUUAACAGAGCCAUACCAAUACGCACACACUGAUGUCAGGUCCGGCUGUCGUCCAACAGCGUCACCAUGGCGACCGUGUGAUAGUGACGGGAUGAGCCGCAGCUCCGGAUCAGAACAAGUGCCUCGUUUUUUUUUUGUUUUUUUUAAGCCUUCGUCCUGCGAACCUCGGCCUUCUCCUGUCCCGUCUCUUCACCACGCUCUUCCACGAUGCCAAGUAUCACAGCCACUCACACAGAACCGGUUCUAUAUGGAGUUUUAUAUGAAAGAUUCAAAU